AUGGGCGACCGCGCCAGCGCCUCGCGGAUGCGCGCUCUGGGCAUCACCCAAUCGACCACACCUCUUGCGUCUGCGUGGACUGGCGACCUUCGCGUUCGGUUCACCGAUUUUCAAGUGAAUGAGAUUUCUGAAGAUGGAUCUGUGGUUCAUCUGAGCAAGAUUGGGUUGGGCGAGGAGACGUCGUCAAACCAGACUGCUGCAAACCCACCUGUGAAGGAGGAGGUAAAGGAGGAAUCCAAGGCGCAGGAAGAAAAGCCAGCACAGGACUCGGAAAAGCCCAAGGCAGAGACCGUCCCAGAGGUAUCCGCAGAAGAUGUCGCGAUUCUUUCCUCCCUCGCAGGCGAGCAAUUCGCCAAAGACGUUGUGGAAAUGUUCCAAAACGCCAACGACGAGGCCUUCCAGAAGAAGACGGCCACGGCCUCCCCCACGGACGACCGCUCAAAGCGCGGCCAGAUCCACCAGGAGGUCCGCCGCAUCUUCAACUCCAGGAUAGACACCAACACCGACGCCUCGGGCGCCAUCGUCGCCAGCAUCCCCAAGAGGGGCGCGAAGAGGCGUGCCGGAGGCGGGCGCAACAACAGUGCCAGAAACGGCCCGCGCGAGGAGAAGCCCUCGGGCGACUACCUCCACUUCACGCUCUACAAGGAGAACAGGGACACGCUGGACGCGGUCAACCAGAUCUCGCGCAUGCUGCGGGUGAAGCCGCAGGCCAUUGGGUACGCUGGCACGAAAGACCGGAGGGCCUCGACCGCGCAGAGGUGCUCCGUCCGGCACAUGCGCCAGAGGGCGCUGGCGGGUAUCAACGGGAAGCUGCGCGGCGUGGAGACGGGUGACUACGAGUACAAGCAGCGCCCGAUCCAUCUCGGCGAGCUCCGGGGCAACGAGUUUGCCAUCACGAUCAAGAACUGCACCAUGGCGGGUGAGGCGCCGGGCACGCCCAUCGCCGAGAGGCUGGAGAACAUGAGGGGGAAUAUCGGGCCGGCGAUGGACCACUUGAUCAAGCACGGCUGGAUCAACUACUUUGGUCAUCAGAGAUUCGGCACUCACGAGAUCGGCACCCAUGAAAUUGGCAAGCUGAUCUUGGGAGAAAAGUACCAGGAAGCCGUCGACUCACUGCUUUCCUACGACCCAGAGAUCGCCGACAAGGCGGAGAAGGGCGAGCUCCCCGAGGAGGCAUCCAAGAGAGACGAAUACCUACGUCACCAGGCCUGCAUGCUCUUCAGGACUGGAAAAGACUACGAUCGCGCGGAGAAAAUCAUUCCCAGGAGGUUCGGCGCCGAGACUAGUGUCCUCCGUCACCUCAACAGAUCCGGCAUCCAGUCUCGGAAAGACGUGGUCGGCGCACUCAUUCACAUCACCCGAGGUCUGAGGACCAUGUAUCUCCACGCCUACCAAUCCCAUGUCUGGAACCACGUUGCAAGCAGACGGUGGGAGCUGUACGGCGAGAAGGUAGUCAAAGGCGACCUGGUCAUCGCCGAAGCAGAGCAGAAGCCUCUGAUAAGCGGCCAGGACGACGACGGCGACGACAUCGUCAAUGUAAUUGACGAUGAAGACGGCGACAACACACGAGCUCGCGCGCUCACGGAGGAGGAAGCAGCCAGCGGACGAUACACGAUCAAGGAUAUCGUCCUGCCCUCGCCGGGCUACGAGGUCAUCUACCCGGACAACGAGAUUGGUGCCUUUUACGCCGAGUUCAUGGGCAAGGAGGAGAACGGCAAGCUCGACCCGCACCAGAUGCGCCGCAUGCGCCGCGAGUGGAGUCUCCCAGGACGGUACCGCAAGCUGAUGAACGGGUUCCUCGCGCAGCCAUCCUUUGAGGUCAAGGCGUACGCAGACGACAUGGAGCAGAUGAACCCCACUGACCUUGAUCUCCUCCGAUCGAAGAAAGCGCCCAAUGAGAAUGGGAAGCGCCAUCGCGAUGACCAAGAUGACGGGCCGGCUUCCAAGAAGCAGAAGGAUGCUUCGGAGAAUGGAGCAGAAGCCGGCGCCGAGGAUAUCACCAUGGAAGACCCAAGUGAGGAGAAGCCUGCGGUCCAAGAGCAGGCGCAAGAUAAAAUUGCCGUUGUCGUCAAGUUUCAACUGGGAAGCAGUGCCUACGCUACAGUCACCCUGAGAGAACUGAUGGGGGAUCCUCCUGAGGAGACGAAUUGA
Molecule: messenger RNA, 2151 nt
Organism: Clonostachys byssicola
Lineage: Eukaryota; Fungi; Ascomycota; Sordariomycetes; Hypocreales; Bionectriaceae
Source: the annotation of a GenBank genome assembly